AUGUUACAACAGGAGGGAGGAGCAAGUGGAGCGGGCGGGGGAGGAGGCCCUGGGGAGGAAUUUCGUGCUCGCAGUAUAAACAACAACAACAACAAUAAUAAUCAGGGACAUCCAGGCCACUCGGUUCGCUCCAGGGAGCUGGCCUGGACGUCCGGCUCCCGGACGCCGCGACCGCUCGCCCCGCCCUGCGCAGCCCACAGCUUCUCGGGGGCCGGGGCCGGCGCCGGAGCCCAAAGCGCACGUGCAGCGCGAGGGGCCGGAGCAGCAGCCGCGAGCGUUCCGGGAGAAGGACUUACGGGCGGGGGCGGGGCCUGGUGGUCGCGCAGGCGCCUCCCCAACCCGGCCGCAGCGCGUCACCCGGCCGCCUCCCCCGGGAUCAGGGUCACCAAAACUCCCGCAGACCUUUUCCCCUGGGGCGACUGGGGGGGACCUGUUACCAGUAGUCACCACCCUGCCUUGACUGCCUCGGUGAAUCAGGUGCUAAUCAGAGCCUUGGUCUUCGCGGCUCCCCUGCUUGGGUUUUCUGAGGGCGACAGAUUUAGGCCCGGGUUGGGGGAUUCCUGUGGCCCUGCCCCACCCACGAAGACCGAGAAGGCUCACCCAGUGGGGAAAGAGAGCAUGGGACUGCAAAUUUUUGAAGAUCCUAUCCAGCAAUCAAUGACUACUUCCUUUUCCCUCCACUUCACUUGUGCUGUUGUUGUUUCCAAUAGUCAGGUGAACUUUCAAGAACAUAACCAGUUCAUAAUUUGGUGCUUUCCUACUGGGUAUUUACCCCAAAGAUACAGACGGAGUGAAGAGAAAGGCCAUAUGCACCCCGAUGUCCAUAGCAGCAUUGUCCACAAUAGCUAAAUUGUGGAAGCAGCUGAA
Ailuropoda melanoleuca (giant panda) is the source of this 867-nucleotide messenger RNA. RefSeq lists its product as uncharacterized. The coding region runs from base 1 to 849 and encodes 282 amino acids. The record is from RefSeq and is a predicted model, not a curated record. NCBI's taxonomy places the organism in Eukaryota, Metazoa, Chordata, Mammalia, Carnivora, Ursidae. The transcript has 3 exons.